Molecule: messenger RNA, 2385 nt
Organism: Orbicella faveolata
Lineage: Eukaryota; Metazoa; Cnidaria; Anthozoa; Scleractinia; Merulinidae
Product: E3 SUMO-protein ligase PIAS3-like
Biological process (GO): protein sumoylation; regulation of transcription by RNA polymerase II
Cellular component (GO): chromatin
Molecular function (GO): SUMO ligase activity; transcription coregulator activity; zinc ion binding
Source: RefSeq, a predicted model, not a curated record
UAAUUACCGAGGACAGCUCGAGGAACUGGGUCGAGCCGCCGAGUAAAUUUCACAAAAAGCAACAUGGACGAAUUGGCGGAUCUUCGGCACAUGUUAUUGAGUUUUCGCGUAUCGGAACUUCAAUCAUUACUCGGUUUUGCGGGACGGUCAAAGUCGGGAAGAAAGCAUGAACUUAUGGGUCGGGCCCUUCAAAUGUUGAAAAGCGACGGAAACAACCCUGUAAGAAAGAAAUUACGGGAGUUAUACGAGAGACGAUGUCCUCGGAAAGUUGUUGUGCCUCAACCUCAACCUCGAGCUGUCAUACCUCAACCAGUUCAACGUCCUUCGGCAAUCAAUUCAGACACAACCGGCGUUCCUGUUCAUCCGGAUGUUCGACUUUCUCAUUUGCCUUUCUUUGAACACAUUGACGAUUUAGUGAGACCAACAAGCUUAGUUCCUCGCGGAAUGUCACAGUUUCAAGAAGCUUAUGUCAUGUUCCAUUUUACUCCAAGCCAAGUUCAACUUAUAAGUAAUUCAGGGGAUACACGGCCAAAUUAUAGAAAUGAAUUUACAGUACAAGUCCAAUUAAGAUUUUGUUUAUUUGAAACAAGUUGUGAACAAGAGGACAAUUUUCCUUCUUCUCUUUGUAUCAAAGUUAAUGGAAAAAUAUGCCCUUUAACAGGGAACACGUCACAACACUGCAAUCCUAAUACUGAAUCAAAAAGGCCUAGUAAGCCAGUCAAUAUAACUCCAUUGUGUAGGUUGUCACCAACUGUAGCCAAUCACAUUCACAUUACCUGGACUCCAAAAUAUGGGCAGAGACAUGUGGUAACAGCAAAACUAGUUAGAGCUGUCACAUCAAGUUGUUUAAUACAGAGAUUGAAGGCACAUGGCUACAGAAACCCUGAUCAUUCAAGAGCAUUGAUCAAGGAAAAGUUGGCCCAUGACCCAGACAGUGAAGUAGCCACCACAAGUCUACGAGUCUCACUUCUCUGCCCACUUGGCAAGACACGGAUGACCCUUCCCUGUAGGGCCAUCACUUGCAACCAUUUACAGUGCUUUGAUGCAGCCUUGUAUUUGCAAAUGAAUGAAAGGAAAACAACAUGGAUUUGUCCAGUCUGUGAUCAGAAGGCAACAUUUGGAAAACUUGUAUUGGACGGAUUGUUUAAGGAGAUUCUAGAAGCAGCUGCAAAUUGUAAUGAGAUUUCAUUUCACGAGGAUGGUUCGUGGAGGCCAAUAAAUGACUUGCAAGAACAAGAAAGCAAAAAAGCUCUGAGUGCUCUGGUAGCCACUACAGUUUUAUCAACACCAGACAGAAGUGUAACCUCCAGCAAACAACAUCUCCAAGCAGAGGCUCGGGAUGAUGAAAGGAAGAAAGAAAAAGAAGUUCAAGUUAUUGACCUCACUUUAGACAGUGAUUCAGAAAGUGAUAGGAAUGACGAUGAUGAUAAUGACAACAGUGAAGAGUAUUCUGAAGAGCGGGACUUAAACACACCAAGGCCAUCUUUUGGUGUUGGUGUAUCAGGAAUAAAGAGACCGCCCAGCCUGAACACUAUGGUGUUUCCUACUAAUACCAACACUAUACCUGGAUCAUCAGCUUCAUCACUUUUGAAUCCAAAUUUCUUUCCUUCUCCGCUGGACUUUGCAUGUCAAGGACUUGAUCUCGAUAGCAUAUAUCCAGGUCCUCUUUUCCCUCCUAAUGAACCUUAUGCUGCAAUGUAUGGACUUCUUGGUCCUCACGGAUCAUCAAAUGUCAUUCAGCUGGAUUAAAAUCGGCAUACCGUAGAAGGAGUAGAAAGAAAAGAGAAAAGAUCAUCUUCUACAACUGUCCAUUCUAGCAAGAGAGUGGAAAGAGAACCAGUUUAUGUACAUAGAUAAACCUGGAAAGUGUUCGAUAAAAAGAUGAGCGGUGCCAAUCUCAGAAUGCCAUCUAUCUUCUUAUCUCGGUCCUGUCAUGCGUGGUCCAUUGUUAUCUUCUCGUGGCAAUAGCACACCGUAACAAAGACGAUACCGCCACCAAUUCUCGCUCUAUCCCCAUCUCAGUGCUUCUCUGAUUGUUUACCGUGUAGUCUUCAGCAGCAGGUUUUGAAUUGCAUUCAUUGUUACUUUGGUGGCUCACUGGAUAUUAUCGCGUAAGAACAAUAGCCAAAGUUGCACCUGCCACCAAGUAACAAACGUUUUACAACACUAUAAGAACUUGAUGACUAAAACAGUUAUCAUAUGGCCAGAAAUGCUUUGGAGAACCAUCAAAAACCUGGGCCAAAAUCUGUUUAGGUUCAACCUUCCGGUAAAGUUGAAAAAUUCAAAUCUGAUUGGUCCAAAAUACAUGUUCGUACCAAGUUGUCGCGAAGUUAAAGCAAGUACUGGGAGUUUUUGCUUCUUGGGGUAGGGGUGCGGCGAGGAAUG